AUGGACAGCGUCACUCAUGUGGCCAGCGUGGAGUUGUGGGUGUUGAUGACAACGCUGCUGUUGGUGGUGAGGUUCAUGCUGGACUGCUUUGGGCCGUGGUACGAAGACAGGGCCAUGGCGACCAGCAUUCAGGUGAUAGAGAUGCUCAACUACUCCAUGGUGCACUACACCAUGGGGCUGAUGCAGCUCUCCGCAAAGAAGGUGAAUGACUACUUUCAGGUCUGGGCGGUGCUGCUGGUGACCCUGCAGUACAGCGUCAAGGCUGGACGCCUGUACCAGAGAUCCAAGCAGAUCCCACUGCUCGACCUCAUGUCAUCCUUCUGGGCAGCCAACCUCAUCUGGAUGCAGACCUUCUUCCUCCUCAGGGUCCCUCUCUGGUUGAUAUGGGCCCUCAAUGCGAUUCGGAUCAUCUCCUACUUUGCCUCGUCCGAUAGGGCUGAAACCACCAACCAAGAGAACACGAGGCAGGUUAGCGACUACAUGCGAUACGAGCACACCCUCGGUUCCUCGCACUCGUACAAGUACUUGGUCUCUGGGGAAGACCUGGCGCUUCGUGAUGCUCGACGACAAGACAGGAGGAGUGGACAAUACAGGAUUCGGUUGGAUCCAGAUAAUAAGAAGCUUGUCACCAUAGAGAAGAUAUGGAAUAUUGAUGCUGGCAACAGCCGGUUGCUCGGCGGCACCAAAGACAAUGGCAACCGACUCAAGGAUGUCUGCCUCUCAUUCGCCAUGUACAAGCUGCUGCGCCGUCGGUUCUAUAAUCUCCCGAUACAUGAGGCUAGCCAAGAGAAGACGAGGCGGCUCGUCUUCGACUACAUCCUGCAGGAGAACACCAACAGCUAUGAGAGGGCAUUCCGUGUCACCAAGGUGGAACUGUCCUUCCUCCAAGACUUGUUCUAUAGCAAGCAUGCUGCCAUGUUUGCCAACGGAUUUCCGGUCUGGAGUAUGCUCUUGUCUCUCUCUCUGGUUGCGGCUACCGUAUACCUUGCGUAUCCUGUUCAUUGUAUACCAGAGAGGAUGGAUGCGGCCGACAAAAAUAUCAUCACUCACGGGGUCAUUGUCACUCGUGUCAUGGUCUUCCUUAUCAUUGCCAAGGAGCUGUUGGAGAUCUAUUUAUAUGUAUUCUCGCAAUGGACCAAGGUUCUGAUGAUCUGCAUGUACGUCAAACAUCGGUGCUUGCGGAAUCCAGUGGUGGAGGCAGCAAUGAGAAUGAUGUUCUGGUUCAUGAGGGGCAAGUGGGAUCAAAGGAUCUUCCAGUAUAACCUUCUGAUUUCUGAUUCGCAUACUCAGAGGAAAUUUCCCCGGAGCAUCAAGUUGGAGUCAGAAGUAACGACGGCAAUAUUUGAGUCGUUCAAGGGCCUGCAGCAGCAUCCAAAAAGAUUGGGAACCUACUUCUUAAAUGCCUUCGGUUCAAAGGCACCCGUUAUGCAGCAGCUAACAUGGGCAAUUGAGCUGGAGGCUGAUACCCACAGGAUACUGGUCUGGCACAUCGCGACAUGCUUCUGCGAGAUGCAUUUCUGUGAUGAAGUGAAAAAACUAAAGGUUUGUAAGCUUCAAAACAGGAUCUUGGCCAAGAAAUCCACAACUCCAGAACAUGUGUGGCCACAUUACUUAACUGCUGUCACCUUAUCAAACUAUUGUGCAUACCUGCUUACCAAAGGAUUGGUGCCAGACAACGGCAUUGUUGUUACAAAUAUCUUGGACAUCGUACGCAAGGAAACCUUCCGUGCUACUUACUGCUCAUUCUCCCAGUCAAUGCAAGAUGUUUACAAAGAACUUGUGGAGAUUGCCACCUUGGAAGAGUCUGAGGUGAUUAGUGGAGAGGUUGAAGCCCCUGAAAGUCGGGAAGAUAACAAUGGAAUUAACAGUUCCACAACAAAUGACCAGGUGCCUAAUAGGGAAGAUACUAUCAAGGGUGAUGAUGACAUCCAUAAUUCGAUAACCCAAAUGGGUGCAAAGCUUGGGAAGCAGUUGAUAGAGACCUACGAAGCAGACACCGUAGGCAUAUGGAGGGAUCUAGCAGUGUUCUGGACAGGCUUCCUCCUUCACUUGGCAGCCUCAACCAGAGCAGCCAAGCACAAGACACGGCUUGUUGGGAAGGUGGAGCUCAUAACACACCUGUGGGCUUUGCUGUCACAUGCUGGGUUUCUUGGAAAUACCAGGCAUGGGCAAACACUCCUCGACCCAGAAGACCUUAGUGAUGUCGACCCGCUCAGAUGA
Molecule: messenger RNA, 2220 nt
Organism: Triticum turgidum subsp. durum (durum wheat)
Lineage: Eukaryota; Viridiplantae; Streptophyta; Magnoliopsida; Poales; Poaceae
Source: the annotation of a GenBank genome assembly